AUGACACAUCUCGAAAACUUAACAUUGUAUCUUCGUAUUCGUACGCUAAAUCGAUCCGUCGUUGAUGGUACACAUCUUCAGAGUGAAAUUCUUGUUCAUAUGCCUAAACUUCAUACAUUUAUCUUCUAUAUAAACACCGAAAUUUAUAUUCAUCAUUUAAUGCCUCAUAAAUCUAUUCAUGAUGUUCGAGAAACAUUUACAAACAUAAAAUAUGGACAAACGGCUUGUAUCGUAGAUUAUGUCAAGACAUCCACGGCCAUAUAUCAUGUUUAUUCACUUCCAUUCACAUUUACUCGUCUAGAAAACAUAACAAAUCAGUUUCCAACUAUUGGAUUUGAUACUGUAACUCAUUUGUAUGCCUACGAUGUAGUUCCAAUGAAUCAUGAAUUCUUCAUGAGAAUCAAUCGAGAUUUUCCAAUGCUUAAGUUUUUCUCUUUGAAAAAUGAAAUGGAGCAGUCAUGGAAUCACGGUGAAUAUCAAUCCGACAAGAAUCCAUCUUGUUCAGUUAUUAAAUAUUCUAAUUUAAUAUCACUUGAUAUCACACAUGUCAAUAUAGAUUAUGUUACGCAAUUUCUACUCGAAACAAAGACAUGUCUACCUAAUCUAACUGAGUUAAAAGUCAAUUACAAUCAAUUGAAAACCGUAACAAUGAACUUUACAAGAGAUGCAACGCGAUACAAUUGUUCGAAAGUGAAACGAUUGAUUGUUGAACAAUCAAGAAAUUUUUCGAAAGAUGUUUAUCAAUAUUUUCCUUCAUUGUAA
Rotaria sp. Silwood2 is the source of this 762-nucleotide messenger RNA. The record is from the annotation of a GenBank genome assembly. NCBI's taxonomy places the organism in Eukaryota, Metazoa, Rotifera, Eurotatoria, Philodinida, Philodinidae.